Messenger RNA from Actinia tenebrosa (Australian red waratah sea anemone), 1167 nucleotides. Its product is annotated as tumor necrosis factor receptor superfamily member 19-like. Lineage: Eukaryota; Metazoa; Cnidaria; Anthozoa; Actiniaria; Actiniidae. Gene Ontology annotation, biological process: Rho protein signal transduction. Gene Ontology annotation, molecular function: coreceptor activity; death receptor activity; nerve growth factor binding. The record is from RefSeq and is a predicted model, not a curated record. Gene Ontology annotation, cellular component: plasma membrane; cell surface.
UUCCCUUAUAAACCAUACACAGGAACCUUGUUUGGGCUGUCUGUGGUUGGUUUGUUGGGUUGCGCUGCAUGUCGGUCUGCGUACAUAUUUUCUUGACGCAGGAAAAUUGUUUCUUUGUUCAUGUUUCUUUGGCUCUUCUACACGCGAUCUUUAUACAUUUUGUUAGUCUAAUCCUUAACAGAAACGUGUAAACUGUAAUCAGAAGACGAUAGGCGAAAGAUUUGGUGAAAUUCCCGCAUAGAAUAAGCAGGUCUAAAAACUGGCAGCUAUAUAACUGAUGUGGACCUGCAUAUCAUCGUAAUCAUCGAUAAUCAUCGUAAAAAAAAMCCCAAAAAACUGCUGUCAAAAUGGGCAGUACCCUUUUUAGUAAUUUGGUUACUACAACAAUUCUUACGUGUCUUUUGGUGAGGUACUUGAAUGCAGCACCAGUUUGUAAUUUUAAUAAAUUAAAGUAUAAUGAAGUUGGACUUGGUUUAUGUGGUUCUAAUGGUUAUGUCACAUUAUGGCAUUGCCCCUCGUGUCAUCCUGGUUAUGGAGAAUUAGAGGAAUGUGGGAGAAGGUAUCCUGAAGGGACUAAAGUUGGAUGUGUUGAAUGCAUUGCCAAUCAUACGUACUCAGACACCUACGACAUUAGUCAGUGCAAGCAAUGUACUCGUUGUCAAGAAAAUGAAGUUCAGAGUGGACAAUGUACACAAGAAAAUGACACUAUACGAUGUACCUGUAAACGUGGUUAUUAUAGGGACAGAGGACACUGCAAGCCCUGCAGCCGGUGUUGUGGGGAUAAGACUAAUGAGAAGGUACCUGAAUGUAAUAUUCCACAAGUAGUGCCAAUGGGAAAACAAUGUUCUUUACAGACUGCAAAAAAUUGUGCUCCAACGACUCCUGCACCAAGUACCAUAUCAAUUACUACUUAUAGUGGUGGAAAGGAUAGUGGAGAGAGCACAUUAUUUCAAAACAAUGCAUGGAUUACAGGAACAAUUGUCGUAGUGGUCAUUAUCUUUCUCGCUCUGCUGGCUACAUUUUGUUGCUGCAAAAGAAGCAGUAAGUUUUUAUAACUACUUACCUUUUUAUAAUUAUUACUAUGCAGUAAAAAAUCUCUUGUGACAUCUUUCUUGACAGCUACUGUGUAGUUCCAUAAAAUAUCCAUACCCCACCCACAAAGUAAAU